UCAAAACAAUGAAUCUCCUUUCAUGCUUUUUGACUGUCAUUGCAUUGUCUGCCGAGUUGAGUAACGGAGAGUCUUACGAUAAAGACUCGGUCCAUUUCAUAAACUCUCUUAAUCCGAACAACAUUCUCAGGGUCCAUUGUCUAACGCAUGAUGAUGAUCUAGGGUAUCAUUUGUUGAGUCCUGGACAAACCUAUGAAUUCAGUUUUUAUGAAAGUAUUUUCAAGACCAAAGUCAAUUGUGCCUUAUGGCAGGGACCUGGUUUCAAGUUCUAUGCAAUCUUUACGGCAUUUAGAGGUGGCAGUUUCAUUGUCCACUAUGGUAAAAAAAACUUUUGGGAUGCAAGAGAAGAUGGUAUAUAUAUCUCUCAUGGUAAUGAUUCUCCCAAAUUAAAAUACAAGUGGUCUACCGAAGCCCUUUCACCAAUUUAUUAAGUGGACAAACAUAUAUGUUACUUGCUCAUUUGAGAC
Molecule: messenger RNA, 467 nt
Organism: Raphanus sativus (radish)
Lineage: Eukaryota; Viridiplantae; Streptophyta; Magnoliopsida; Brassicales; Brassicaceae
Product: S-protein homolog 8-like
Exons: 1
Coding region: 9-431 (140 amino acids)
Source: RefSeq, a predicted model, not a curated record